Molecule: messenger RNA, 1582 nt
Organism: Ixodes scapularis (black-legged tick)
Lineage: Eukaryota; Metazoa; Arthropoda; Arachnida; Ixodida; Ixodidae
Product: calphotin-like
Exons: 3
Coding region: 426-1409 (327 amino acids)
Cellular component (GO): chitin-based extracellular matrix
Molecular function (GO): structural constituent of chitin-based larval cuticle
Source: RefSeq, a predicted model, not a curated record
ACUCGUAACUCCGUAGUAGGAAGAGGGGGGCGUGGCCUUCCAACUGCGUGUCCAUGUGUCGCUCGCUAGAGGUGACCUCGAUCUUCGGACCGAUUUAGGGUUCGAACGGUCGGCACGUCAAAGAUCUCCGCUAAACUUUUCUACGUCUUCUCGCUCUCUCCUCCUCUUUCUCUUCCUCCCUCUUUUUCUCGUUAGCUAUCUUUUAUAUGGUUAUCUACUUUCCCGCGGUCAGUGUCUGGCAAAGGCGGUGGAGCAAACGGAAGAGUUCAACCUGAGCCGCGUGGAUCAAGGCAGGAAGGGGCAGUUGGUGACGUCACAUGAUUGGUGGCUGUAUAUAAAUGGGACGCAACGCGGAGUACCCCCGGAAGAUUGGCGCUGUUUCGUCUUCACUGGAAUAACGGUGCUGUUCGAGAAAGACGCUGGGAAUGAAGGUUUUUAUUAUACUUGCUCUGGCUGCUGGAGCAAGCGCUGGUGUCGUAGAGAAUACAGUGGCUGAGUCUGGCGUAUCCACACAACAUCGAACUCAAGAUGUGUUGGGAAAUUACAACUUCGGAUACGACGAAAAACACACCAGCGGCGGCUCGUGGCGCAAGGAGUCCGGCGACGCCAACGGGAACACCGUAGGCUCGUAUGGCCUGACCGACGCCGACGGCCGAGUUCGUGUCGUCCACUACGUGGCCGACAUUCACGGCUUCCGGGCCUCCGUGGCGACCAACGAACCAGGCACCGCUCCAUCGAGUCCAUCCGGCGUCGGCAUAAACGCGCCUAUGGGUCCCACGGGGCCACACGGCGACGUUACCUUAGACGGAGUCAGCCUCUCAGCUGCUCCAGUAGAUGUGGCAGCCGCCCCUGCCGAAUCGCUCGCCGACGCUUCCCCGGUAGCCGUGCCCGCCCCGGUCACUUACGCCGCCGCCCCAAUCCCGAGGGUCGCCGUCGCUGCUCCCCAGGUCACUUACAGGGCACCUGAGGUAACCUACGCUGCCUCACAACUCAAUUACGCUACUGCCCCAGUCGCCAGAGUAGCCGUCGCUGCGCCCCAGGUAACAUACAACGCUCCUCAAAUCGUCUAUGCUGCUGCUGCCCCACGGAUCACCUACGCCGCCGCUCCAGUGACGAGACUGGCCUAUGCCUCCGCUCCUUAUGGAAGAGUCGCCUAUGGAGGCCCAUUCCGUGUCUCCAGCGUUGGCCAUCAAAUCGCGGCAGCAGCUGCGCCGGUUUCGUACACCGCUGUGGCUCCAGCGGCGGUGAAGUUCGCCAACUUCGGGCCGGCUCAAGUGGCGACGCACGCUGCAGCGACUCCUGUGGCAACGUACGCGGUUCCUGCUCCCGUUUUUCGCCGUGUGGUACCAAUCGAAUUCGUUGGGGCAGGGCAAGCGUACCUCGGUGGCCACGGUAAAUACGGACGCUAGAACCUGCGCUUGUUUCAGUCUGUUAAGUUAUUUGGAUGAACCUACGGAAGGAGACUGCCAAGUUUGUGUGAGAUUGUUUAUGUAGGCGCCCGCUGCUGCCACAUUUACUGAUCAUGAUAGUUUUAUGUAUCACUGUGUCUCUUCUCUGCUUAUAAAUGUCUGGUGUUAGUGUA